This is a messenger RNA of Mollisia scopiformis, 2000 nucleotides long. RefSeq names its product putative mitochondrial import inner membrane translocase subunit tim44. Gene Ontology annotation, molecular function: protein-folding chaperone binding. Gene Ontology annotation, cellular component: mitochondrial inner membrane. NCBI's taxonomy places the organism in Eukaryota, Fungi, Ascomycota, Leotiomycetes, Helotiales, Mollisiaceae. The transcript is spliced from 2 exons. The record is from RefSeq and is a predicted model, not a curated record. The coding region runs from base 93 to 1724 and encodes 543 amino acids. Gene Ontology annotation, biological process: protein import into mitochondrial matrix.
ACACACUUGGGCCCAAUCUCCUGUCAACAAGCCUUUUCUCUUGUUUGUUGACACACUCUUUGAAUACUGGGAGAAUAGUGCAGAGUGUAGAAAUGAGCGGUCUACGAAAUGCAGCAACGAGAACAUCCCUUAACGGGCAGUUCACCCCGAUCUUGAGGCCUUCAUUGCGGACGGCAGUCUACAGACAAUUAUUUCAGCAUAUCAAAGCCUCGAAUCUCCACUCCUUUUCAAUCCAUUCCUCAAAGUCUACAUCUUUAUUACGGCCAGCAGCGUUGCGAUCACAGUUUCUGCCACAAGAAGUUAAAACAGGCUUUGGACCUGCCUCUGCCAGAAGCUUUCAUCAAGGGUCACGGCUAGGACAAGAGAAAGAAGCCAAGUCUGCGCCGAAGGAAGAGACUGCUACCGAAGAAGACGCUGCGAAGAAAGCUUCAAGCGAGAACGCAGACUCCGCCACUGGGGAAGAGAAAGCCAAGGAAGAAAACACAGGCGAAGGGGAGGGCGAGGGCAAGAAGAAAGAAGAGAAGGAAGCGCCACCUCCCCCACCGCCUCAUGGAGACAAAUCCCCAUGGCAAGUUUUCACUGAGACUCUGCAGACCGAAUUCAAGGCCUCCAAAGAAUGGAACGAGUCCACCAAAGCUCUUGCUGCUGGAGCUCAGCAGUUCACCGAGAACGAGUCUGUACGACGAGCAAGAGAGGCAUAUGAGAGGUCAACAGGGGCAGUAUCAUCUACCACUGCGAAAGUUCUGAAAAAUACCGCUGGUGCUGUUGGCAAAGGUGCUGCUUGGACUUGGGAGACACCUGUAGUGAAGGCCGCGAGAACGACUGUCAAUGCGACUGCGAGUGUGAUUGAGAAGGGCACGCGACCAAUCCGAGAGACAGAAGCGUAUAAAAAUGUCAAGAACGUUAUCGAUGAUGGCAGUAGCUCAAGAUACGGAGGUUGGGUCGAGAAGGAGGAGCGCAGAAAGAAGAGGGAGCUUUGGGAGAAAGAGGAAGCAGAGAGACUGGGAACAGGCGGCAAGCGGGCUGAAGUCGCACAAGAAGAUCCGGAUGCCGGUACAAAUGUUACUCUCCAUAAAGAUGCCGCUUGGAAGGAAUCAUGGCGAGACUUCCGCGACUCUAACAAGCUUAUGCAAUCCCUCUUCUCUCUCAAGUCGAGCUACAACGAAUCGGAAAACCCGUUGAUCUCCACAGCACGAAGCAUCUCCGAUCGCGUUGCUGGCUUCUUCGCAGAGAACGAGACAGCAAUGGUUAUCAAGAAAUUCAGAGAGAUGGACCCAUCUUUUCAAAUGGAACCAUUUCUCCGGGAAAUGCGCGAAUACAUCCUCCCCGAAGUUCUUGACGCUUAUGUAAAGGGUGAUACCGAAACCUUAAAGCUUUGGCUCUCAGCUGCUCAAUUCCAGGUUUACGAUGCUCUGACCAAGCAAUACACUACAGCUGGUUUGAAAUCAGAUGGGCGAAUUCUUGACAUUAGACAUGUCGAUGUCUUGUCAGCGCGUAUCCUAGAGCCCGGAGACAUUCCAGUGUUUAUUGUAACAUGCAGAACACAAGAGGUACAUGUCUACAGGAACGCGAAGACCAACGAAUUGGCCGCUGGUAUGGAAGAUAGGGUUCAACUGGUCACAUAUGCCAUUGGCGUCACGAGAGUGCCAGAAGAUGUCAACAACCCCGACACAAGAGGAUGGCGACUUAUCGAGUUGCAAAAGAGUGGAAGGGAUUACAUAUGAUCUCACUACCACACUUAAAAGCACAAGGACCUAAUGAGAAGGUACAGCAAGGAUUGAUUCAGCAUAGCGUUGAAAAUACGGCAGUGAGGGCUAAUUGUAUGUGUAUAUGGCGCACGGUGUUUUGAUUCGAGGUUCAUGAGGUCAUCUUGACCCUGGAUAUGGGAUUGCCCGACACUGGAACUGUUUAUUGAUCAGAUCAGAAGAUCUUUUGUAUGCUAUGGGAUGAGAUCCUGCACGCCACUCUUCUGACGCCACUCUACUAAAGUACCUACGGGC